Messenger RNA from Hibiscus syriacus, 1627 nucleotides. Its product is annotated as beta-taxilin-like. The transcript is spliced from 12 exons. Lineage: Eukaryota; Viridiplantae; Streptophyta; Magnoliopsida; Malvales; Malvaceae. Gene Ontology annotation, molecular function: syntaxin binding. Bases 150 to 1451 code for a protein of 433 amino acids. The record is from RefSeq and is a predicted model, not a curated record.
AAGGGUAAAACAAGAACAAAGAGAAGUUGGAUCAUUUUGCAGCUUCCCCACUUUCACUUCACACGAGAAAAAAGACAAGCCGUGAACAAUUAAAGCACGGAUUAUCAAAACGACAAAACUUCUUCCUCUGUUCAUCUUCAUAUCUGAAAAUGGAAAACCCAGAAUCAAAUCAGCUUCCUGAAGUGGAUUCAUUGCCUGAUGGUUUUUUUGAGAGUGCUUCAGAGAUUUUGGCUCCCAAAACUCCGAUUGCUGAACAGGAAAAGCCUUUGCAACCUGAUUGUAAAGAAGAUGAUUUAAUUUCCAGUCAGUUUGGAGCAAACGAGGGACAAGAACAAAUAAAUUUCCCUGUGCCAUUGUCCGAGGCGGAUGGUUUCAACGGAUUAUCUGACUCGGUAGAAGGUACAUUAGUUGGUCUCGUGUCGAGCAAUUCGGUUUCCGAGGCUGUCAAAUGCAAUGAGGUGAAGGAAGUUAUAGGGGAGCGUGAAAGUACAGAAACAUGCAUUGAAGGAGGAUCGGAAAUGAACUCGACUACUUUGAAGGGUUCGUCUUCAUCAGAGAGCGUAGAUUUGCUGAAGAAUAAAAAACCAGAAACUACAGAAACCAAACGCAAGAAUGCAAAACGUACAUUCAAAUCAGAAAAGGAAUUCCUUGAGUUCUCUUUGAAAUAUCAACAAGUUCUAGCAGAAAGAGAUGCUGCUAUUGCUGUUCGAGAUAAACUUGAAUCACUUUGUAGGGAGUUACAACGUCAAAACAAAAUGUUGAUGGAUGAAUGUAAACGGGUAUCAACAGAAGGACAAAACUUAAGACUGGAUUUAUCAGCCCGGUUCCAAGAUGCAAUCAAGGAUGUCAGCAAUAAGCUCGAAGAGCAGAAAGAAGAUUGCCUAUCUCAACUGAAGGAGAAUGAGAUGUUAAGAAAUAAGUUGAAGGAAUUUGCUGAUCAAUACGCUCUCUCUGAACAACAAUAUCAGCAGAAGCUGAAGAAAAAAGCACUAGAACUACAGCUUUCGGAUCUGAAAAUCAAGCAACACGAAGAGAAGUUGAUCCAGGAACAAGCACAGAUGAAAGUAUAUGCUGAGCAAGUGUCGCAGUUAUUGGCAACUGAAAAGAAUUUGCGGAUGCAGUUGACAGCUGAUGGAGAAAAAUUCCAACAGUUUCAGGAUGCAUUGGUAAAGAGCAAUGAGAUGUUUGAAACAUUUAAGCAAGAGAUUGAGAAGAUGACAAAAUCAAUCAAGCAACUCAAGAAAGAAAAUUUGUUCUUGAAGAGCAAAUGUGACAAAUCAGAUGUUACUCUCAUAGAACUUGUGGAAGAGCGUGAGCGAUUGAGGAAACAACUGGAGAAGACAAAGAAUCAGAAAGAAAAACUCGAAUCGUUGUGCCGAUCUCUUCAAGCCGAGAGGAAGCAAAGCUCCAGCUUGACCAACGGCUCAAACUCAGUGGCAGAUCAAAUGUAAACAUAUAUGUACGACAAAAAGAUAUGGAUGCAAUAUGUGAAGUAUGAUCUAAAAGCUACUGCAUCUCUUUUGAAGAAUUUUCUGAGUGUAUGCACAUUUUGGUAUAUUAUUUGGUGUAACAGUAUGCAUCAUUAUUGUAUUUGUGAAGAACUACCUCUUUAGCUGGUGGAUUUCCU